GGGCAAGUUCAGGAGGAGCGAACAAUACGGAAAGUUGAGCUGAACUUAAUAAAACCGAAUCAGUUCCCUGACGCAAGGCCAUUUUCUGAUUUCCUGACAGAUAGCUUUGGGCGUCAGCAUGACUAUCUACGUGUAUCUUUAACGGAGAGAUGCAACCUGCGAUGUCAGUACUGCAUGCCAGAGGAUGGCGUAGAGUUGACACCAAAGAAGAGAUUGCUGUCGACGGAAGAGGUCAUCACUAUUAGCCGGGUCUUCGUAAAAGAGGGCGUCACUAAAAUACGGCUGACUGGUGGCGAACCCUUGGUGCGAAAAGACAUAGUUGAUAUUGUUGGUGAGCUUCGAAAGUUAGUAGGGCUAGAGCAAAUCGCCAUGACAACAAAUGCUAUCGUGCUGAAGUCAAGGCUUCCUGACCUGCACAGAGCUGGUCUGACCCAUCUCAAUAUUAGUCUAGAUACUCUAGUCCCUGCUAAGUUUGAGUUCAUCAGUCGCCGGAAAGGUUGGAGUAGGGUCAUGGAUGGCAUUGACGCUGCACUUGCUAUAGGAUACAGCCCUGUAAAGCUGAACUGUGUUGUCAUGAGAGGACUUAACGAUGAUGAAAUCUGCGACUUUGUGGAUUUAACUCGUGCAAAGGAUAUAGAUGUGCGCUUCAUAGAAUACAUGCCAUUCAAUGGCAACAAAUGGAAUGACAAAAAAAUGGUUUCGUACCAGGAAAUGCUAGAUUUAAUUAGAAGCAGAUGGCCAGAGGUUGAACGACUGACUGAUAAACCAAAUGACACAUCAAAGGCAUUCAAGAUCCCGGGUUUCCGAGGCCAGUUUGGUUUCAUCACGUCGAUGACUGAAAACUUCUGCGGUACAUGUAAUAGGCUACGGAUCACAGCCGAUGGAAACCUCAAGGUUUGCUUGUUCGGCAACACGGAGGUGUCACUGCGUGAUGCCUUGCGGGGCGGCAUGUCAGAGGCAGAUCUGCGACAGGUUAUAGGUGCAGCGGUAGGCAGGAAAAAGAAACAGCAUGCAGAUGCAAAUGCUGCCCCUACAGACGAGAUCCGCACUACAAUACCGGCAGCGAACCGCAACCCACCAGGCCAGCCGAAACCUAUUUGUAGGCUUCCACUUCAAUGCUCCUCUGCGACACAUCUUCUUGCAUCUCAGCCUCCCGUAAACACCGUUAGUGCUACUCAAUUUCACACGACCGCUGGAAGGCGCGCAGACAACGACGAGAAAGGAGCGAAAGAAACAUUGCUCACUAGCGACUCUGGGAAGAGUGCCGGCGACCCAAACUCGUCCUCCGACGGAACGAACGUGUGGAUGGAUGAAGACACGAUGAGAUACUGGGAAACCAAUCGCCCGCCAGCGUUACGGCUGCCGCCACUCGACCCCGAGAAUUCCGAAGUCGAUGCGCAACCGAGGAAAAGUCGACCGAAGCGUGAAGAAGCGAAGAGCCGCGACAAAGAAGCGAGCGAGAAAGACGCAAACGACGACGGUUGUGGCGUUCUGACGCACACGGACGCCGAGGGUCGUGCGCGCAUGGUCGACGUCGGCGCGAAACCAACGACGGCGCGGGUGGCGGCGGCGCGUGGCCGCGUCACGCUCACGCGCGAGGCGUUCAACCUCGUCGCAGAGAACCGCGUCGCCAAGGGCGACGUUCUCACCGUCGCGAAGAUCGCCGGCAUCAUGGCGGCGAAGCGAACCUCCGACCUCAUCCCACUCUGCCACCCGCUGCCGCUCACCGGCAUCGCCGUGACGACGACGCUCGACGCCGCCGCGUGUCAGGUCGUCGUCACGGCGACGGUGUCGACGGCGGGUCGCACGGGGGUCGAGAUGGAGGCGCUUGCGGCGGUGAGCGUCGCGGCGCUGUGCGUGUACGACAUGUGCAAGGCCGUCACGCACGAGAUGGUCAUCGAGGACGUGAAACUGCUGUGGAAGACCGGCGGUCAGCGCGGAGACUUCCGCCGCCGCGACCCCGCCGACUGAUCUGUCUGACCAGAUCUGAGACCUCUGUCAUCAUCAGCAUGGGUGGUCAGUCUUCCAGUGUUAACAAUACGACAGGGUCUGAGAUUGUACAGUGUCCACAAGACGACCAGGUCUGAUAUUUCUGCCACGAUCAACACGAAUAAUCAGUCUUACACAGUGUCAACAUUGUGACCAGGUCUGCCACGAUCAGCACGAAUGACCAGUCGCACAGUGUCAACGAUAUGACCAGGUCUGCCACGAU
Messenger RNA from Priapulus caudatus, 2212 nucleotides. Its product is annotated as molybdenum cofactor biosynthesis protein 1-like. Gene Ontology annotation, molecular function: cyclic pyranopterin monophosphate synthase activity; 4 iron, 4 sulfur cluster binding; metal ion binding. The record is from RefSeq and is a predicted model, not a curated record. NCBI's taxonomy places the organism in Eukaryota, Metazoa, Priapulida, Priapulimorpha, Priapulimorphida, Priapulidae. Gene Ontology annotation, biological process: Mo-molybdopterin cofactor biosynthetic process.